GGCCGGCAGCGCCGCGGCGAUGCAGGUCCCCGUGUUCACGGUUGAUGCCUUUGCAAACCGGCCGUUUAGCGGAAACCCCGCGGCAGUUUGUCUGCUCGAAAAUGACUUGGAUGAAGAUUUGCACCAAAGAAUUGCGACAGAAAUGAACCUCUCAGAAACUGCCUUCAUUAAAAAACUGCACCCUACGGAUGACUUUACCAAAAGUUCCCGCUUUGGACUCCGAUGGUUCACCCCAGCCAAUGAAGUUCCUCUCUGUGGUCAUGCUACACUUGCCUCAGCUGCUGUUUUAUUUCACAUAAAAAAAAACCCAAACUCAGUUCUUACUUUUGUGACUUUGAGUGGGGAGCUGAAAACAAGACAAGAGAAAGACCAUAUUGUGCUGGACUUACCGCUUUACUCAACCUACCCACAGGAACUUCAGGAAGUAGAAGAGUUAAUAAAGGCUGCCACUGGUGACAUGAUUGUUCAAGAUCUCCGUUAUUCUCCUGACACAAAGAAACUCCUGGUCCGUCUCAGCGAUGCUUAUGAAAGGUCUGUGCUGGAAAAACUACAAGUGGGUGCACAACGUUUUCUGUCAGCUGAAAAAACUGGGAAAGUGAAAGGACUCAUACUCACUCUGAAGGGAAAGCCCAAUGGAAAAGACAAAGGCCAUGAUUUUUACUCCAGAUAUUUUGCACCUUGGUAUGGCGUGCUGGAAGACCCUGUUACAGGAUCUGCCCAUGCUGUUCUAAGCAGCUACUGGUCAGAGCAGCUGGGAAAGAAAGAAAUGCUUGCUUUUCAAUGUUCUCGACGUGGAGGAGAGUUGAAGAUUUCACUUCAUGAUAAUGGAAGAGUUGAAGUUGCGGGGCAGUUUGCUAUUGUAUUGAAAGGAAACUUGACUUUAUGAAGAAACUGACACUAACAGUAUCGUGUAUCACACCUUUACAUUACUCAUAUUGUGUUGAUUAUAUCUUAGUUUUGGGCAGUGCACUACCACUGUUCCCUAAAAUCUUCGAUUACUUAUUGUCCAUUUUUAAAAAUUGCUUGAAAACGUUCACUUUUAAUCUUGAAGAUCCCUGGCAUCGUUUCCUUCACUUUCAUCUCAGGAUUUCACCUGUAAAUUGAUCUCAGAAAUUGUCCAAGGACAUCCCUCUUAUUUUUCUGCUCUUAAAUAAUUCUUUUUUUCUCUUUUUCCCAUUAAAAGCCACUUGACCUUCUGGAUUGAUUUAUAAACUUCUUUAUGUGAUAAAACAAUCAAACUGACUAUAGUCAGCUUCCUUUCUCUGCCACAUAUUGAAAUGAUUCUUAUGUUCAUUAAUUUACUUGAAUUAAAACAUGAAGAAAAUACAAAAGGUUUAGAAAUAGAGCUCUUUUUUAUGAAUGGUACUUCUCAUGGGUAAAUGUAAUUGCUGCGACUUACAGUUCUUCUGCUUAUUUAACACUUCACAUUUAUAACAAAUUUAAGAGAUUGAUAUAGUGAUACCCUGAAGACUGUUAAAAAUUUUUUAAAAAGAAAAUGUUAUUGGUUACUGUAAUGUCACUUGCUUUUGAAGAACCGAAGAUUUAUUCCUAAAUUAAAAGUUUGUUCUCUAAUGUUCGUCAUUGAGCAUGCCGCUUCAGAUGUCA
Phasianus colchicus (ring-necked pheasant) is the source of this 1605-nucleotide messenger RNA. RefSeq names its product phenazine biosynthesis like protein domain containing (gene PBLD). Gene Ontology annotation, molecular function: isomerase activity. Gene Ontology annotation, biological process: biosynthetic process. The record is from RefSeq and is a predicted model, not a curated record. Gene Ontology annotation, cellular component: cytoplasm. Lineage: Eukaryota; Metazoa; Chordata; Aves; Galliformes; Phasianidae.